GAGGAGGAAGGAGGGGCCAUCUUGACAUCAGAGCUUGGUGAACUCUACCUGCCCCCAUGCAGUUUCCCAUGGGCCCUGCCUGCAUCUUCUUGAGGAAAGGCAUUGCUGAGAAGCAGCGGGAGAGGCCACUGGGACAGGAUGAGAUUGAUGAACUCCGGGAAGCAUUUCUUGAAUUUGACAAGGACCGAGAUGGGUUCAUCUCUUACAAGGAUUUGGGCAAUCUCAUGAGGACGAUGGGUUACAUGCCUACAGAGAUGGAGUUGACUGAGCUGGGCCAACAAAUCCGCAUGAACCUUGGUGGCCGUGUAGAUUUUGAAGACUUUGUAGAGCUGAUGACCCCCAAACUGCUUGCAGAGACGGCAGGGAUGAUUGGUGUCCAGGAGAUGAGAGAUGCUUUCAAGGAGUUUGAUACCAAUGGAGAUGGAGAGAUCACACUGGCAGAGCUGCAGCAGGCCAUGCAGAGGCUGCUGGGGGAGAAGCUCACACCUCGGGAGAUUUCUGAGGUGGUACAGGAGGCUGACAUCAAUGGAGAUGGCACUGUUGACUUUGAAGAGUUUGUGAAGAUGAUGUCUCGUUGAAGAGAUUUUCCUUCUGUGUCUCCCUUUGGAAAAGAUGGUGUGGGGAACUUUUUUCACAGUCUGAAGAAAAGAAAAUCUUUCAAAAAGUUCCACACACAGCCUACUUUCCGCCUGGCUCCUCUAACAACAACUUCAUUUCUUUUUCUUGGCAAGAGAGUGAUGAGGAGCCUGAUAAGUCUUAGCUCGGAGGAGGCCUUGAAGGUUGAGUUUCCCAGAAGCACAGUCUGUCACUUCCCUGUAAAUACCCAUGUCCCUGCUCUAGUGUGAGAUAACCCUGGGAGAACUGAGCUAAACCAUUAAUCUGGAUUAUCAAGGUUUAGAGCAAGCUGAUCCCUGGAGGGAAUUAAUCUCCUGUAAAAUAUUUCGAGGGAGGUGAAGCGGUGGAAAGAAGACAGGAUUCUUCAAAUCCCUAGCUCAGCCAGGUGACUGCAAUGCCAUUCCCAGAAGCCCUCUGCCCCUGUGCUGAUGUGCCCUGGGCUGCUCCAGGCGAGUGUCUACUUUCCUUAGGUGGUUCAUGGCCUCCAUCCUAACAUACAUGGAUCUGGACACUUCAGCCUCUUUAUCACUCAAGAUAAAGAAUUCGUGUCAUGCCUUCCUCCAAUCUUUUCUUGCUUUGGUGUUCUUUAGGUAAACCUAUAGAAUAUGUCAUCUGAUCUCUGACCCA
Microtus oregoni (creeping vole) is the source of this 1242-nucleotide messenger RNA. RefSeq names its product calcium binding protein 5 (gene Cabp5). The record is from RefSeq and is a predicted model, not a curated record. Bases 57 to 578 code for a protein of 173 amino acids. The transcript is spliced from 7 exons. Lineage: Eukaryota; Metazoa; Chordata; Mammalia; Rodentia; Cricetidae. Gene Ontology annotation, molecular function: calcium ion binding.